UUAAGGUGACAUUUGUAUGAGAGAUGCAAUUUAAUAAAGCCGUUUAUCUUUCUUCCAAGCUUUUCUUGUUUCACAUGGUGACUAUCACUUCGCCCCAGAACUUCACCCAAUGCACAACACGAGGAAGCUUUCAAGAGCACUGGCAGGAGACUAUGUACAACAUGUUCACGUUUGUUUGCCUCUUCCUUCUGCCUCUACUCAUCAUGAUCUAUUGCUACAGCAGAAUCCUUGUAGAAAUCAGCAGGCGAAUGAGUAAAGGAAGCAGAUCAUCAAAGGAAGUGUACUUAAGAUGUUCCAGAAACAACAUCCCAAAGGCACGGAUGAGAACUUUAAAAAUGAGCAUUGUCAUUGUAACCUCCUUCAUUAUCUGCUGGACACCUUACUAUCUCCUGGGAGUGUGGUACUGGUUCUCCCCAUCCAUGCUGACUGAUAAAGUCUCGUAUUCCCUGACCCAUAUACUUUUCCUCUUUGGCCUCUUCAAUGCCUGCCUAGACCCCAUCACCUAUGGACUGUUUACUUUCUACUUCCGCAAAGGCUGGAAAUGUUAUUGCCCUGGUGCAAAAAUAAUUUCAGAUUCAGGGAAAAACUCUCCUAUGACAGAAUCCUUUCAUAAUUCUGCCUCAUCUUUCCAUAUGAGGCGACUUACUUCCCUGGCUCAGGAUUCACGCAUAACUCCUGGCAUACUAAGUGUAACUGAGGUAAGGGUGAGCAAACCAAAUGGCUGUCAUGAAGAUAUAUCAAACUGCAAAACUAACAGCAGCCCAGGAGCUUAUAUACAAAAUACAUCAUAA
Molecule: messenger RNA, 791 nt
Organism: Protopterus annectens (West African lungfish)
Lineage: Eukaryota; Metazoa; Chordata; Ceratodontiformes; Protopteridae
Product: putative gonadotropin-releasing hormone II receptor
Exons: 2
Coding region: 24-791 (255 amino acids)
Biological process (GO): G protein-coupled receptor signaling pathway
Cellular component (GO): membrane
Molecular function (GO): peptide binding; gonadotropin-releasing hormone receptor activity
Source: RefSeq, a predicted model, not a curated record